AUGCUUCUUCUUUCACGUGUCGUACAUGGCGUUGAAAAAUUCUCCAAAGUAGCGCCUCAUUUCAGGGAUUAUUUCUAUGUUGGUGGGGAAUAUGUCCAUGUCAGUGGUAGUACCCGGGGGACUUACUUCCAUAAUCAGAUGUAUGUGGAGAAGUUAUCGCCAGUCCAUGAGCAUGUGCAACCAUAUCCCAUCGUUUUUGUUCACGGUGGUGGUCAGAGCGGGACGAACUUCCUCAAUAAACCUGACGGCAGCCCAGGAUGGGCAUCUUGGUUCCUUAACCAUGGCUAUGCCGUGUAUCUCCUCGAUCGAACGUUAACCGGUCGAUCCCCGAUAUUGCCGGGGGAUGACCUGAGCCAGACUGCCUUCUCGGCGGAGUUCAUCUCGCAGCGAUUCACCGCCGUGCAGAAGUAUCCCCUAUGGCCCCAAGCCAAACUACAUACCCAAUGGCCCGGCACAGGUGAAAUGGGCGAUGCAUUCUUCGACGCGUAUUACAUGAGUACUGUCCAAUCCGUCUCCGACAGUCAAAUCCAAGAGGAGACCAUGAAAGCCGCCGGCGAGAGGCUUCUCGAUCGCAUCGGCCCGGCAGUCGUCAUCACGCAUUCCCAAGGUGGACUGUACGGGUGGUCAUGGGCAGAUAGUCGUCCAGGCCUGAUCAAGGCGCUGAUCCAAAUCGAGCCGAAAGGCCCUCCAUUCCGAGAGGUCAUAUUUUCAAGUGCGUACAGCCGCCCUUGGGGACUUACCUCUAUCCCCUUAGCCUAUGACCCGCCACCUACGAAUCUCUCGUCGCCCUUGACAAUGAAGAGUGUACCCGCAGAUUCACACGACCUACUUCCAUGUAUCAUUCAACAGGAACCUCCCAAAAAGCUGCCUAAUCUAGCGCGGGUUCCGAUCUUGAUUAGUACUGGAGAAGCAUCUUACCACGCUCUAUAUGAUUAUUGUUUCAUCAAGUUUCUGCACCAGGCGGGGGUUCCCGCGGAACAUCUGGAGUUGAGUCGUGUAGGGUUGAAUGGAAAUGGGCAUUUGCACUUCAUGGAAAGAAAUAGUGAUGAUAUAGCUCAAACACUGCAUGAGUGGGUUGUUGUAAAGGUGAACGGCACGCUUUGA
Molecule: messenger RNA, 1104 nt
Organism: Aspergillus pseudonomiae
Lineage: Eukaryota; Fungi; Ascomycota; Eurotiomycetes; Eurotiales; Aspergillaceae
Product: alpha/beta hydrolase
Exons: 3
Coding region: 1-1104 (367 amino acids)
Source: RefSeq, a predicted model, not a curated record